ACAGCAGAGCGCGCGUGUGAUUUGACAGUCGCAUCUCUCCGUGUGUCCGCGAGCGCGCGCGCGUGUGUAUGUUUACGAUCGUCGUGCUCCACGUGCGGCGUGUGGAUGCGCUCCUCGCGCGCUGUCGGUAACAGAAACCAUGACCGGCGCGCCGCGCGACCCCUUUUACUCCUCUCCGUUCGGUCCGUUUUACCGGAGACACGCGCCAUACCCGGUGCAGCCAGAGUACCGGAUGCACGAGCUCAACAAACGGCUCCAGUCCCGGCCUGAGGACUGUGAUAUUCUGUGGUGGGAUGCUUUCUGCACCGAGUUCUUUGAGGAAGAUGCCACGCUCACACUCUCGUUCUGCCUCGAGGAGGGACCCAAGACGUACACCAUCGGGCGCACCCUGAUCCCUCGUUACUUCAGUUCGCUCUUCGAAGGAGGAGUCUAUGAGUUGUUUUUUGAGCUGAAACAAACAAAGGAGUCGUUCAACAACUCAACUAUUACCGUCGACUCUCAUCACUGUACUAUGACAACACAACAUGGCAAACCUACAUUCACUAAGGUGUGUACAGAAGGUCGACUGAUUCUUGUGUUCACCUUUGAUGACCUGAUGAGAAUCAAAACAUGGCACUUCACCAUUACGCAUUACAGUGAACUCAUUCCUCGCAGUGUCUUGGCUGUUAAUGCACAAGACCCUGGAGCUGUGGAACAACUGUCCAAAAACAUCAGUCGAGUGGGACUCACCAACCUCACGCUCAACUACCUCAGAUUGUGUGUGAUUCUAGAGCCCAUGCAGGAGCUCAUGUCAAGGCAUAAGACAUAUGGACUGAGUCCCCGAGACUGCCUGAAGACCUGCCUGUUUCACCAGUGGCAGAGGAUGACCACGCCACCAGUUGGACCCUCACCCAACUUCAAGACAGAAAUAUUUCCUUCUAAUCCCAAAAAAUCAGAGCAAGCCAAACCACCAGCAAAAAGACGGAGGAGGAGGAACUCAGCCGGCAGUGCAUCCAAUAGCAGCACAGGAAACAGCAAGAAGCGCAGCCCAGCCAAUAAUUUCAGCCUACCCUCACAGGAUGUGAUGGUGGUAGGGGAGCCCUCUCUAAUGGGAGGGGAGUUGGGUGACGUGGACGAGCGUUUGAUCACACGCCUAGAGAACGAACAAUAUGACCCUGUCAACGGUCUCCAUGACGACGGUCUCCAUGACUACACCAACUCACCCACACUCGGAAACGGUGGCUCCUGGAACGGUCAGCACCCUAGCAACCAGGACAGUAAGCCUGAUACCAUGGCAACGCAGCAGCUGGAGUAAUGUGAUCUGACAGUGGGUUGCUAUGGCAACGGUUCUGCCAAGGGAUGGGGGUAUUUUCAACUGUAGAGGAAAAGCUGCUGGAGAGAAGGUGUGUGUGUGAGUGUGUGUGAGUGUGCAUGCUUGCGUUUAUGUUGGUGUGACAUGUUUUUCCAUACUUGAGACAUACAGCUUCAACCAUUUACAACCCAAAUUCUGAAAAGGUGAUCGAUUUUGUCAAAUGCAGUGAAAUGGAGAAACUGACUUGUUCAUUCUUUUUAACCUGAAAAGAUUUCCUCAAUGUUUUCUCUGACAAAUGUAAACGUAUUUUGUUGAUAUAUAGCAAAAUUUGAUUUUAAUGGCUGCAAAAAUGUUGGCAAAAUAUUAGAGAAAAGGUUAUAGCAUACGCAAAUGAACAGUCAAUGAUAAACUAGAGACCUGUUAAUUCAUGAUGGUUUAUGUUUGGGUAUAGACCGUUUUGAGAGAUGUAAACAAAAACAAGGGUCCCAACGUAUUUACUGUUCUACAGUUUUAAUUUCUAGAGCUUCUGAGAGUCCAAAGAAAGCCACAUAUUGAUAAACAAUGUUAUGAUAGCUGCUUUAACAUUAAGUUAUAAUUGAACUGCCUCUUGUUACAGUUAUGAAAGAGUUUGAUCACAAGCAGGAUAUGUUCAUGAGCCAAUGACAUCACCAAAAAAUCCCAUUCAAUUACAUUCACUUAGUAAAAGCACCGUCGCUUAACACAGUCUGCCACUGCAUCAAGACAUCCUUAAAGAAAUGUACGUAAAUCUUUGUUAUUCAAAGUGAAAGCUAUUGGUCAGUUCUGUGCUGUGUUCUGCAGGCCAGAGCUCGUAUAUAUACAUGGGCAGGUAUAAGAUACUGAGGGUAUGAUAACCUUGGAUAAAAAUAUCACAGUGUUUGACGGUAUUGUGAUUACUGCUCUGAAAUAUAUUCUUUUUAAAUGUCUAGGUAAAGAUAUUUUGGAGCAGCAUUUCAGGCUAAAUAAUUCAAAUGAAUCAUUAGCCCCUUUCACACAUACAGACCUUUCCGGAAAAUCACUGGCAAUUUUCCGGAAAGGGAUUAUGUGUGAACAGGCCCUUUUUAAAAAUACCGGGAAUUUUUUUCUAGGAAUUUCCUGGAAAGAGAAGUUGUAACAUUGCCAGAAUGCUGUGCUGUGUGAACGCAGAAGAAAGAUUGCCGGAAAGAGCACGGUCAUGAUUAGAACGCACUGACGUGAGACGCUUACUCCAGCCAAUCAGAACAUUUAUACGCAUUCCCGUCUGCGCUGUUUAUGAAAAUAAAAGCCAGAUAACGUUUCAAUGGUCUUUCUUAAUGCCAACUGUGGAAAAGAUUAUCGAUAAAAGUCUUAUAAGCCGCUGUUUGUUUACCUUCAAGCUCUGCUUCAGUUGCUUGAUGCGUGUGCACGUGAAGCAGGCGGUGAGCGCCAGCACACACACAUAUUAUGCACCAUCAACCAUCAACAAAAGCCCGACCCCUUCUCUGUUUACAAAUACAAGCGCAGCCGUUUAGAGCUCAUUUCUGGUUGAUGAUGUCAGAAUUUACCGGUAUUUUGGUACGGAUAUGUGAAUGGUCUUUUUCAGAAAAAUUCCAGAGCAUUUUUGCCCAUGUGAAUAGCAUUUUUUAAAAUUUACCGGCAAUGUUGUUCCGGUAAUUUUCCGGAAUUUUACCGUUAUCACUGUUUGAAAGGGGCUAUUGACUUCUGCUGUCUCCAUUUGUAUCAAAAACACAGAUUUCAUUGCAAUUUAAAAUUGCGUCUUUGGAUAUCUUUUCUGCUAGAGAUACUGGUGUCCUAAAAACAACACAAAAAAACAUAAAUACAUUUUUUACAUAUACUAUAGGAAUGGUAUAGCAGAAAAUGUUGGCGGAUUUAAAACCUUGACUUUUUCAAACCCUACUAUACCUUGAAAAUGGUUAUCAUCCCAUGCCUACUCAUAUCAGAGUCGUAACAGAGUGGACAUGAUAAGUCCACAUUUCAACUUGUUUCUGAGGAAAAAAAACAGACGAUGAGUUCUCAAACACUAAACACAGCAUCCUGACUUUAAUGAGUGACAGAUGAAAAAAUCAAACGUCUGUCAUGGUAUGAAGAGCGGCAGAGCAUUGGCAUGGGCAACUGUGCCACAGUAAUAUUGAAAUUGAGGCAUAUGUUGGAAUAGCACAGAGAGCCAAAAAAGGGAUAGUUCACACAUAAAUUAAUUUACUCACCGAACCUUUUUUCUUUAGGACACUUUCAGAAAUAAUGAGACAUAAUCUGUCACUGGGGCGGUACCUUUUUAAAAGGUACAUUUUUGUUUCUAACUGGUCCUUAUAAGGUACAUAUUAAUACCUAAAACCACAAAUGUGUACCUCGAAGUAACUUAGAGGUACAAAAUUUAACCUUUAAAAUACAAAAGUCUACCCUGGAGGUACUAAUGUUCACCAGUAUGGUACAAAAAAUAUUUUGUACCAUUAUUUUUGAGAGUUUAGAAGAUUUUUAACCAAAUGUAUGGUCCAAAUUGAUUCAUAUAAUGGCAGUCAAUGGUUACCUUUUUUUUUAGAUUAAAAAUAAACACAUACAAACAGGUCCAAAUUAAUAAGCAUGGCUCCUGAUGACAAAACUAAGGUCUUACGAAAUCAAACAAUCAGUUAUGUACAAUAUUAUUAGCUUCCAGAGCCUGAGCAAACAGUGCAGUGCAAUGAUUUAGACUUGUUUGUAUUAGUUUAUUUUUAAUCAAAAAAUUGGAUGACCAUUGACUUGGCAUUAAACAAAGCACCGAGGACCACAGAUUCAGCUAAAAAUCUUCUUUAAUUUUUUCCUGAAGCAAAAAGUCACCUACAUCUUGGAUGAGUUCAUUUAUGUAAAUUUGUUUAAAUUACCUGGUAAUUUUUUUUUUUUUGCGGUAACAAUGCCUUUUAAGAUUAAUUUUUUUAUCGAUUUGUGCUUGGGCAACAUGAAGGAAUUAAGGUAAUUUAUUAGUUUUUUACACAUUUAAGUGGAUUGAACUUUAAAAAAAUUCACUCGAUCCAAAAAACUUAAGAACUGUGUUGUUUCAGCUUAUUUUUAGAUCAGUUGAACAAACAGCAAAUGUCAUUUUGAGAGUUCAGGUCUCAGUUUUCUGCCUGUGAUUGACACCAUGUGACACCAUGUUAAACUUGUCCCCUCUGUCCCAAAUUACUUGGAGUGUGUUGCAGCCAUCUUUAAACAAGGUUAAACACAGGUUAACGAGAAUUAACAGGUCAAAAUCGUAUUUAUUUUGUUUCAUUUUACAAAAUAUCCCAGCUAUUUCAGAGUUGAUGUUGUAGUUUAAGUAUUCA
Danio rerio (zebrafish) is the source of this 4581-nucleotide messenger RNA. RefSeq names its product LIM domain binding 2b (gene ldb2b). NCBI's taxonomy places the organism in Eukaryota, Metazoa, Chordata, Actinopteri, Cypriniformes, Danionidae. Gene Ontology annotation, molecular function: LIM domain binding. The record is from RefSeq and is marked validated.